UAUUGCAAAAAAGUAAAGUAAAAUUGCACGGCAUUUAGAGAGAAAGCACAAGUAGGAGAAAGAGGUUGCUAUUGCAACAUGCUUACCCAAAAAUUCAAAGAAACGGUGUCAGUUGUUGGAUCAGCUCCGCUCCAAAGGUGACUAUAAUCACAAUAUAACCGUCUUGCAGAAAGGACGAGGGGAAUUAGUCACAUUUAGACAACCAUCAGAAGACACAAAACCAAAUGAGUACUUGCCCUGCAAUUACUGUUAUGGAUUUUUCAGAAAACGUGAGCUCUGGAAGCAUGAGGUUUCCUGCAAAAAAGAAAAUGGUCUCCCUCAGGAAAAAUCAAUGAAAAGAAACAGAGUCCAAGCUGCAGCUUCCUGUCUCAUUCCAAUACAAGGAAAUACAACAGAGAGAUGUUCCAAAAUCAUUAGUAGCAUGCUGCAUGAUGAGGUGUCUCGAGGUAAAAUCUGAUGAACUUAUUUGUGAGUAUGGAGACAGAUUGUUGGAGAAGCAUGGGAGCGAUCCAUCCAAAGAUGGCUAUGUAAGUCAGAAAAUGAGGGAGUUAGGGAGAUUUGUGAUCGCUGCAAAGGCACUAAACAAAAAGGUGAAAAAACUUGAGGAUAUCUUAGUUCCACCAAUGUUCAAGUUGGCUGUUGAUGCAGCUAAAAAGGCAUCUGGCUACACUAAAUCAAAAUAUCGCUAUGAUCGACCAUCUCUUGCUGUAAAACUAGGACACUCUCUAAAGACAGUUGGUGAUAUCAUGAUAGGUCAUUAUGUAAAAGCAGAAGAUGACGUAGCUGCAAACAGGGUGAGGAGCUUCCUUGGGUUAGUGAGCUCAGAAUGGAACCACUAUGUCUCGCAUCGUGCAAGGACAAAUCUGGAAGAAAACAAGUGGAACAAAAAGGAAAUGAUCCCUCUCACUGAAGACGUAAUUCAGAAUUUGAAGUCCAUGGAAGAAAAUGCCAGAGAGAAACUGACUGAAGGUCCUGAUCCCAAAGCAUACAGCAUGCUAAGUGAAACCAUCCUCUCACAAAUUAUACUGUUUAACCAGAGGCGCCAAGGCGAGGCAGCUAAAAUGCUACUUGAAACAUAUGAGAGCAAAAACACGGAGGCACUAAAAGAGGAUGUAAUGCAGUGCUUGUCAAAGUUGUAACGGGACCUGAGUAAUGACUUCACAAGAGUUGUGAUAAGAGGAAAAAGAGGGCGAAAAGUACCAGUACUGCUUACCAGAGAGAUGACAAGAUCCUUGGAUUUUCUCAUUGAGCACAGGAUGCAGGAAAAUGACAUUCUUGACACCAACAAAUAUGUGUUUGCAAGACCAAAGUCAGACUCCCAUAUAAGACGUUCCGACUGUCUGCGAAAAUUUGCAAAUCUGUGUGAUGCAAAACAUUCUGCGACCCUGACCUCCACUCAACUACGGAAGCAGAUAGCAACUCUCUGUCAAAUAAUGAACCUAAAGGAUCAUGAGUUGGAUCAGGUGGCAAAAUUCAUGGGACACGAUAUUCGUGUUCAUAGAGAGUAUUAUCGCCUAACUGAGAACACACUUCAAUUGGCAAAAAUGAGCAAACUGCUUAUGGCGAUAGAAUGUGGAACUGCUGUCUAUAAAGGAAAAUCUCUCGAUGAGAUUGACUUUGAAUUAGAGCUUGCUUUGUCUAAUGAACCCAACCAAGGGAACACUUCAGAGCGUAUCCUGGUGGAGGCAUCUACAAGGCAAGAACAAGAUGAGCUAUCCAGAAGUCAGAAGCAGAGACUUGAUCCAGAUGUGCCACAGAUGCGGACCACGGCUCAGAUGAGGGACCUGGCACACACACAAAGGCUAAAGUCAAGAGGUCAUCCAAGACUGACAGAAAUGAGCUAUCCAGAAGUCAGAAGCGGAGACUUGAUCCAGACGUGCCAUCUGAUGUGGACCAAGGCUCAGAUGAGGGACCUGGCACACACACAAAGGCUAAAGUCAAGAGGUCAUCCAAGACUGACUUGUUUGCCAAUAUAGAACCACCUACUGCACCUCAGCACCCCAGGUUCUACUGUGCAGAAGAAAACUCAAAGAAGGCCCUGGAGUGAUGUGGAAAAAAAGGCAGUUUGGCGGCAACUUGGAAAUUGCAUAAUUUUGAUUAAAGUUCCUGGUAAAGACAAGUGCAUAGAGUGCAUAGAUGCAGAACCAGCACUUCAGAGUAGACAUUGGAGAGAAAUCAAGAAUCAUGUACAUAAUACCAUUGAAACUAGAAAAAAGAAGGUAUCACUCCAUUAACUUACAGGUUUUUUCUUCAUCUGCAUUAUUUUUUGCACGCAGCUUCAAGUUCAGGUUAUAUACAGAUGUAUACAGAUGUGAGCAGUUCAUUAUUCAGUGGAGUUUGGCCAAAGUGACAUGUUCAUUACUCAGUUCAUUUCAGUAGUAGGUUUAGUAAGGAUUUCAGUAGGCCUUAACAAUCCUUAGGUUUGUGGAUUGGCAAAAUAUAACAUCCAAAUUUGUUAUUUCUCUUUGUCGUAGUAACAAUAUUGGCUCAAGUAUGUCUCCUGACUUGUGUUGUUGAAGCUGAAAUUCAGCAGUACUAAAUGAGGCCUGAAAGGGAUUGUAAAAUCCUUGCAUUUCAUGUACAAUGUGUGGGUGCUCUGUUAGAGUUAAUAAUUUCUUACCCUGCUUGUUAGAAUGCUCUUUUGUAAAGCGCAAUAUUUGCUUUUGCAGAAUAAAUAAUCUGCUGAUUUAUUA
This is a messenger RNA of Micropterus dolomieu (smallmouth bass), 2693 nucleotides long. RefSeq lists its product as uncharacterized. The record is from RefSeq and is a predicted model, not a curated record. Bases 1221 to 1976 code for a protein of 251 amino acids. The transcript is spliced from 7 exons. NCBI's taxonomy places the organism in Eukaryota, Metazoa, Chordata, Actinopteri, Centrarchiformes, Centrarchidae.